UGGUUUGUGUUUUCAAGAUGGCGACUCCCUAUGUAACUGACGAGACCGGCGGGGUGGGAAUCGCCAAACCUCUCCCUUCUUUUUGACUUCACCCUUGGAUACCAUCAAGGCCAGAGGAUGGAACCAAGAUAACAUAAAAUAGGGAAGUACAUCGCCUCAACACAGCGACCUGACGGGACCUGGCGGAAGCAGCGGAGGGUGAAAGAAGGCUAUGUGCCACAAGAGGAGGUCCCAGUGUGCGUGCUUAGUCCUGAGGAGGGGGUAUGAGAACAAAUAUGUGAAGUUUUUCAAGAGUAAACCAGAACUGCCCCCAGGGCUGAGUCCCGAGGCCGCUGUUCCUGCCACCCCAUGCAGGCCUGAAGGUGGUGAACCAGGUCUCUCCAAGACAGCCAAACGCAACCUGAAGCGGAAGGAGAAGAGGCGGCAGCAGCAAGAGAAGGGAGAGGCAGAGGCCUUGAGCCGGACUCUGGAAAAGGUGUCCCUGGGAGAGACAGCCCAACUCCCCAAUGCUUCGCAGGGCUCCCGCGCAGUCCCUACAGCUAUCUCUGAUCAGUCCGACUCAGCUGCCACCACCGAGAAAGCCAAGAAGAUAAAGAACCUAAAGAAGAAGCUGCGGCAGGUGGAAGAGCUUCAGCAGCGGAUCCAAGCCGGGGAGAUCAGCCAGCCCAGCAAAGAGCAGCUAGAGAAGCUGGCAAGGAGGAGGGCACUGGAGGAAGAGCUGGAGGACUUGGAGCUAGGCCUGUGAGGCCUUUGGGGAGUAGGGAAUGGACUGCAGAAAAAACCGUGGGGCUCUCUGGGGUCCUGGGGAAUAUGGGCAGCAGCAGUCAGGAGGGGUAUCCCCAUACUGGCUCAUUUCCACCUCUUGCUGCCCAACUCUGUCUUCCAGAGUCUAGCCUCCCUCAUUUCUCCCCUUUUCUUUCCAAUGCCUACUUUUUGGACUUUCACCUUCCUAUUUCCAGUGUUUAAAAUCUCAGUGACUACCCCAGGUACCUUUGCUGCUGGUUUGGGUGUUUUGUUUAAAAGAAAAUCGGGUGGGUGGGAAUCUCUCAGCUGAGAUUGGGGGUAGGGGGACUACACCCAAGUCUUGGAGUCUUGGUUCCUGUUCACAGUGUUUAGGGGUUAUUUCCCCCUCCAUCCCCACAUUUUUUUCCCCCCUCUUUUUUUUUUUUAAAGAACAAGAAUAAACUCAAGUAGACAUGUCUUGCUUUGCCUCUUUGUUUUCAGCUCCUAAGUAGGAGUUUUGUCCUCGUAGGUUUGGCAUAGGAAGACAAGUAUUGGGAAUAUUAUUCCAUUUAAUUUUUUAAAAUUAUGAGCACAUGACUAAAUUAGCAACACUGAUUUCUGUACGUGUUUCCUCAGACUUCAUGGAACAUAAAUUAGUACUUAAAUGAAACUUAGAACAAAUUUAAUUUGACAUGUUAAUUUAUGUCAUUAUUAUUGUAGCUGUAUAUUAAUUUGGCCAUUGUACCUCUGUUACUAUUUCUACUUCACAGCUUUCAGUGAAAAGCCACUUAAUUCUUGCAUAUCCUCUAAUUUCCACACCCUGACUUAACAUAGUCUCUUUCCGGCUAGCUUAGAGACCAAGAGAGGGGGAAGUAGCUGUAAUGAACUAUCUCUGGAGUUCUAAACUCUUAGUCUGGCACGUAAGGUUCCCCCGUAAUCUGGCCCCUACUUAACUCCCCAGCCUCAUUUCUAUUCCCCAACUGUGUCAAACUCUAUGGCCCAACUGUACUGAACUACUUUUAGUUCAGUGAAUGAGCCAUAUCCUCUUCGAGCCUCAAUCCUUUGCCCUUGCUGGUCCCUUUGCCUAGAACAUUUUUCCUGACUCCUUUUCCCUAAACAACUCUUUCUUAGCCUUUGGACCUCAGCUUAAAUGUUAUUCUCUCUGGAAAGCCAUCGCUUGCCUUCCAAUAUUAAUUUACUUCCUUAAUACUCAGCACUUACCUUUGUUGUUGAUAGUGCCAUCUAGUUGGUUCCAACUCAUAGAGACCCUACGUACAACAGAGCAAAACACUGCCCAGUCCUGCACCAUCCUCAAAAUUGUGGCUAUGCUUGAGCCCAUUGUUGUAGCCACUGUUUCAAUCCAUGUUGUUCAGGGUCUUCCUCUUUUGCUGACACUCAACCAAGGAUGAUGUCCUUCUCCAGGGAUGGUCUCUCCUGAUAACAUGUCCAAGUUGCCAUCCUUGCUUCUAAGGAGCGUUGUGGCUGUACUCCUUCCGAGACACAUUUGUUCGUUCUUCUGGCAGUCUAUGAUAUAUUCAAUAUUCUUUGCCAAAGCCACAAUUCAAAUGGAUCAAUUCUUCAGUCUUCCUUAUUCAUUGUCCAAGCUUCACAUUCAUAUGAGGUGAUAGAAAAUGCCAUGGCUUGGGUCAGGCUCACCUUAGCUCUCAAAGUGACAUCUUUGCUUUAUAACACUUUAAAGAGGUCUUUCGCUGUAGAUUUGUCCAAUGCCUCACUUGAUUUCUCGACUGCUGCUUCCAUGGGCUAUGAUUGUAGAUGCAAGUAAAAAUUAAAUCCUUGACAACUUAAA
Loxodonta africana (African savanna elephant) is the source of this 2530-nucleotide messenger RNA. RefSeq names its product PYM homolog 1, exon junction complex associated factor (gene PYM1). The transcript has 4 exons. Lineage: Eukaryota; Metazoa; Chordata; Mammalia; Proboscidea; Elephantidae. The record is from RefSeq and is a predicted model, not a curated record. Gene Ontology annotation, cellular component: exon-exon junction complex; cytoplasm. The coding region runs from base 212 to 745 and encodes 177 amino acids. Gene Ontology annotation, biological process: exon-exon junction complex disassembly. Gene Ontology annotation, molecular function: RNA binding.